Molecule: messenger RNA, 6338 nt
Organism: Osmerus eperlanus (European smelt)
Lineage: Eukaryota; Metazoa; Chordata; Actinopteri; Osmeriformes; Osmeridae
Gene: shank1
Product: SH3 and multiple ankyrin repeat domains 1
Cellular component (GO): dendritic spine; postsynaptic membrane; postsynaptic density
Molecular function (GO): ionotropic glutamate receptor binding; synaptic receptor adaptor activity
Source: RefSeq, a predicted model, not a curated record
AUGUUGCUGUGCAUGAAAACAGAGACCUUGUCAGAAGCACAGCUGGACUGGAAUAUCCUGGGCCACCAGCCUCUGGCCUCCACAGAGAGACGUGUUAUUACCACUGGCUCUGCGAAGAAGCCGGACUUCCUAUGUGCUUAUGUCCUGCUCACCCUGGGGGCCUCCCCAGACUACAGGGACCGGCGGGGUCUGACGGCGCUGUACCACACCGUGCUGACAGGGGGAGACACCUCCUGCUGCGAGACGCUGCUGUUCCACCGAGCCAAGCUGGGGGUCAGGGACGAGAACGGCUGGGAUGAGACCCACCAGGCCUGUCAGAACGGUAACUCCCAGCACCUGGAGCACCUUCUCUUCUACGCAGACUCCACUUCCCAGAAUGCCUCAGGAAACACCGCCUUGCACAUCUGUGCUCUGUACAACAAGGAGAGCUGCGCCCGGAUCCUCCUCUACAGAGGAGCCAAUAAGGAGACCAAGAACAGCAGCGGACAGACGCCCUUCCAGGUGGCGGUCAUGUCCGGACAUUUUGAGCUGGGGGAGAUCAUCAAGAACCAUCGCGACUCAGCCGUCGUGCCCUUCCUGGAGUCCCCCAAGUACGCCCCACAGAGGAGAGAAAGUGGGCGCAGCCUGGCCAUUCCCCACCCUCACCCCUUCCUGCGGGCCAACAGUGACAACAGCAUGAACCUGCCUGACUGGAUGGCUGUCCCCAACACCCCCGGCUCUAACAUCGUCUCAGUGCAGGGCUACAAACACACAGGCACGCUGCGCAGCUCCAGCAGCCCUCGAGGGGCGAGGACGCGCUCCCCAUCCCGGGGGCGGCUGGGGGACAAGGAGGACCGCAGCCGGCAGAGUCGCAGGCAGGGCGUGGCGGCCGGGGCUGCGGGGGCGGGGGGCCCGGCCGGGGCGGCGGCGGGGCAGCGCCGGCGUCUCUACAGCGCCGUUCCGGGGCGAGUGUUUGUGGCCACGCGCUCCCACUCUGCCCAGGGGGACAGAGAGAUCACCUUCAGCAAGGGAGACCGGGUCAAAGUGCUGAGCGUGGGCGAGGGGGGGUUCUGGGAGGGCACGGUGAGGGGGAGGACUGGCUGGUUCCCCUCGGACUGCGUGGAGGAAGUGGCACUGCGGAACCACGACAGCCGCUCAGAGAGUCGAGGAGAGAGAGCCAAGAGACUGUUCCGUCACUACACUGUCGGCUCCUACGACAGCUUCGAUGCUCCCAGUGACUACAUCAUAAAGGAGAAGACAGUUCUUCUGCAGAAAAGAGACAGCGAGGGGUUUGGCUUCGUCCUGCGAGGGGCCAAGGCCCAGACCCCCAUUGAGGAGUUCACCCCCACCCCGGCCUUCCCUGCGCUGCAGUACCUGGAGUCUGUGGAUGAGGGAGGUGUGGCCUGGAGGGCUGGUCUGCGGAUGGGGGACUUCCUCAUUGAGGUGAAUGGUCAGAACGUGGUGAAGGUGGGCCACAGGCAGGUGGUCAACAUGAUCAGACAGGGCGGCAACAGCCUCAUGGUUAAGGUUGUCAUGGUGACCCGCAAUCCCGACAUGGAAGAAGGCUCCAGAAAGAAAGUCCCUCAGCAGAGCAAGAGACUCAGCACUCCGGCCAUCGCCCUGCGCUCCAAGUCUAUGACAUCAGAGCUGGAGGAGAUGGUGGAGAGAGCUGCUACCCCUUGGAAAAAAAAAUCAGAAUUUGAAUCUUCACAAGUUACAGAGAAGAAGAGGACAGUUUAUCAGAUGGCUCUGAAUAAACUAGAUGAGAUCCUUGCAGCUGCUCAGCAGACAAUCAGCACCAACGAGGGGUCUCGGGCUCAAGCUCCUAAACGAGACAGGGGGCGGGGCCUUUACAGCAACGAGCCAAGUUACGACCAAUCAGGGAUGGGGAUGGUGUCGUCAGGGGCGGGGCUUGGCUACGAUCGCUCCCAGUACGUAUCAGGCCAUGCCCCUCCUCAUGGGAUGCUGAGACAGAAAUCCAUUGGGGUGCCUGAAGAGGAGAAGCAGUACCUCAAUCCUCCGUCCGUGAAGUUCGCUCGCAGCCUCUCUGUCCCCGGCCCAGACGACAUCCCCCCGCCUCCCACCACCGCCCCCCCCGACCCCCCCUUCUCCUCCGCCCCCCCACUGGGCUGGCGGGGCAAGUCUUCCCAGCAGCCCUCCGUGUCCACCUCCACCUCCAGCUCCGCCCACUACCAGCUCUACUCCCAGUCCGUCCACUUCACCCAGGGGGGCCAGGAGAGGGCUGGGGGGCCCAACGCUGCCCCCGGUGGCGGGGGAGGGCCGGAGCACGCGCCCAACUACUCGCACGCCUCCGCCCAGAGCAGGACCGCCUCCAGGAAGGGGGGCUACCCCCCGGGGGACCCUGCCGGGGGCGGGGCUAAGUCCGGCGGGAUGAGGAGGGGCCACAGCAAUGCCGUCCCCCCCUCCGGCGUUACCGCAGCGACGCCCCAGCAGCAACAGCUGGGCUCCCAGAACCAGGCCCAGCAGCCAGUGCGGGGGGCCGGGGGGGCUCCCAAAGGGGGGGCCCGGAGGGGCAAGGGCCCCCUGGUGAAGCAGUCAAAGGUGGAGGACCUGCGAGGGGGCCAGGGCACCGUGGGGGGGAAGGUGCCCAUGGAAAAGAGCUCCAUCCCCAUUCCGACUAUCAUCGUCAAGGCCCCCUCCACCAGCAGCAGCGGCCGCAGCAGCCAGGGCAGCAGCGUGGAGGCAGAGCACCCCUCAGCCGGGGAGACCGAGGGGGCCAAGACCCCCCACGGACCCCCUCCGUCCACCCCGGCCCCCCAGCCCCCUGCCCCCCCAUCUGUUCCCGCCCCCCCGCCCCCCUCGCUGCGCUCCCAGGAGAACCUGGACUUCACCAGCCAGUUCGGCGCCGCCAUCGUGGGCGCGGCUCGACGCGAUCGAGAACGCUUCCACGAGGCCCGCCGGAGGAGCGCCUCCUUCUUCAUGUCUGCCGAGGAGGAGUUGGGGCCGGGGGAAGGAGGAGGAGGUGGGGGAGCAGGAGGGGGGUCCAGGAUGCAGGCCUCCCAGCAGCUGAGUGCCCAGUCCGGGGUUCCCCCCCCUCGCCUGCGCCCCUCCAAGUCCAUCGACGAGGGCAUGUUCUCCGGAGACACCUUCAUCCACCACACUCGCAGCAUGCCCCCUGCCUUCGGCCUGCCCGAGUACUCCUCCCCCGCCCCCGACUACCAGCCCAAGUCCGUGCCCCCCGACUUCUACGGCGCGGGGGUGGGCUCCGCCCCAGCGUCCGGGGCAGGCCGGCAGCCCUCAUCCGCCACCACCUUCAUCCACCCUCUGACAGGUAAGGUCCUGGACCCCUCGUCCCCCCUGGGCCUGGCCCUGGCCGCCAGGGAGCGAGCGCUGAGGGACGACGGGCGGAUGAGGAGGGAGAGAGGGGCGGAGCCUCACUUCAGCCGGCAGAUGUCCAGCGUGGGGGCGUUUCCCUCCUCCACCUCUGCCCCGCCCGCCUCCUCCAUGGCCGGGUCCAGCUCCUCCUACCUGGUCACCUCCUCCUCGCUGGCCGCCACCACGCCCACCGUGGGCCGCCCACCCUCGCCCAGGAUCCUGCGGGGGGCCGGGGGGGUCUGGGGGGAGGAAGCGGGCGUGGGGGAGCGGGAGAGGGAGGGCGGAGGGGCGAGGGAGGGGCUGAGGGUAAGGUUUUCCGAAGACAAGACCGUUCACACCCACCACUACCAGCCCAGCCACAAGGAGAGGGAGAGAGACAGGUCCAGGGAGAGGGACAGGUCCAGGGAGAGGGAGGGGUACAGCAGGAAGGUGGAGCAGCCAGCCCCCGCCCAGCCCCCCUCCCAGCAGCCUCGCCGCCCCUCCUUCCUGAGGAUGGAGAGCGAUGCAGGCUCCUACGUCCUGUCCCUCACCCCUCCAUCCCCCCCGUCUACAGCCCCCGCCCCCCCCCACACUCAGGGGGGAGGGGGGUCGGGGGGGAGUGGAAUGAUGGUCCUCCCCCCUCCGGCCCCCUCGGUCGAUGCGGAUGAUGAGUUUGUCUACGCGGACCCUCUGCCCCCUCCUCUACAGUUUGCUAACAGCUUCGACAGAGGCCUUGCGGGGACCUCAGGGUACCCGCGCCAGCAGCGCCAGCCGGCCGCCCCGCCCCCGCCCCUCCCCCCCCCGCCCCCGCCGCCCUCCCACAGAGAAGCGUUCCCGGGGUCUUACCCGCCCCAGCCCUCCCCCCAGGCGGGGGACUCCACCGCCUCCAGCCUCACCUCCUACGACAGCGAGGUGGCCAACCUCACCCAGUCGGCCCCCUCCCCCUCCCUAACCUCCCCUAACCCCCAGCCCCCGCACUCCCCCUCCAACCUCCAACCCACCUCUCUGACAGGACCCCCGCCUCCCCCCUCCGUCUCCCCCCCGCCUCCCCCCACCUCCUAUCACAGACCCUUCCUCCUAUCCCACUCCCACCACCUCUACAACAGCACCCCCAACCCUGGCCGCUCUUCCCCCACCCCUCCCCCCCACUCCGUCGCACCUCCUCCGGCUUACCGCAGCACCCCCUCGUCCUCCACCCCCCUCCGCGGCUCCUCCUCCACCACCACCUCCGCCCCCAGGGGGGCGCACCACCCUCCGGCCGGCAAGACAGGGGAGUCCCAGGAGACGGUGGUGGACUCUGGCAUCGAGGAGCUGGACAGCCGCAGUAGCAGCGACCACCACCUGGACCGCAUCCUGGCCCUGAGCGGGGCCGGGGCCGGGGCCGGGGACAGGCAGGAGAGAGCGGGAGGAGGGGGAGGAGACAGGACAGGACAGGGGGAUCUCCUGGAGUCGUACAUGAGCUACCUGGACGGACAGACGUUUGAGAUGCACAACGCCACCGCCUCCACGUACCCCAAGAGCCAGCGCUUCAGGGAGGGCGGCCGGCAGACAGACCUCCGCAGGCAGACCAGCACCGCCCCGCCCUCCUUCCUCUCCCACAGGCGCAGGGAGGAGGACGAGGAGGAGGGGGAGGACGAGGAGGGGGAGGACGAGGAUGAGGGAGUAAGGGACGGCUACAGAAUGAGAGACAGACAGAACUUGGGGAGGCCCGCCUCCCCCUACCUGGAGCGCCCCCGCACCCCUGAGGUGAAGCCUCUGUGGGGGGACAGCCAGGGGGGCAGCGAGGGAGGGGGGCAGGCCUACCUGGAGGGGAGGAAGGUGUACCCGCCGGCCUCCAGCAUGAAGCCCAGCAUCAUCACUGAGCUCAACAGCAAGCUGCAGCAGAGAGGGAAGGAGAACUGGAGCAGCCAGCGACCCCUCGGCAGACACAGGUUCUCCGAAGACACAUCUGCUCUGAGUCCUCCCUCUGCUCGCUCACAGUCCCCCUCCCCCGUGUCCCACUCCCAGCCCGCCCUCUCCCCCUCCCCCACCCCCACCUCCCAGUACCCCAACUGGACCCGCUCCCCGUCCCCCCAGCCCCCCGUGGCCCCCCAGCCCCCCCGCUCCCACUCGCCCCUGUCCCCAUCCUACUCCCCCUACCCCACCUCCCCCAAACACCGCCCGGUCUACCGCACCAAAGCCCUGGAGUUCCAGUUCAUCCCCAGUCGGGAGUCCAGGAAGGCCGAGUCGCACCACCUCCAGCGCCGCCGGGCCCCCAGCCCCCUCAUCUCCCCCUCGGAGAGGCCCAAGGUGGGCCCCCCUCGCCCCUCGUCCCUGCCUCUCCUGCCCACCACGCCCUUCUACAGCAGCCUGUACGAGCUCCGCGGCUCCGUCACCCCUCCUUCCCCCGCCAACCCCUUGGGGGACCCCUACUUCUCCCCCUCCCCUCCCCUCUUCGCCCCCUCGGGCGCCCCUCCUCCCCCCAGCUCCUCUCUGGUGGUGUCCCGUUCACUGUCCCCCACCCACUUCCUGUCCGGGACGUCCCCCCCGCCCCUCCACCCCCUCCCCCCUCCCCCCUGCCUGAGCUACCCCCACCUCCCUCCCCCGUCGCCCACCAAGCCUUUUGCCUCCAAGCCGCUGCCCUACUGGACGAAAUACGACGUGGCUGAUUGGCUGGGCUACCUGAACCUAGGGGAGCACAGGGAGCGUUUCCUGGACAACGAGAUCGACGGCACACACCUGCCCUCGCUCACCAAGGAGGACUACCUGGACCUGGGUGUGACCAGAGUGGGCCACCGCAUGAACAUCGAGCGCGCCCUCAGGAGGGUGAUGGACAGGGUUUCUAGCAGCCCCUUCCCCAUCUCCGCCCUGUCACCCCGGAACGGACGGAUAGAGAGGAGGAGGGAUGACGAGAGCCGCAGCUGAAGAGGCAGAGAGAGAGAGAGAGAGAGAGAGAGAGAGAGAGAGAGAGAGAGAGAGAGAGAGAGAGAGAGAGAGAGAGAGAGAGAGAGAGAGAGAGAGAGAGAGAGAGAGAGAGAGAGAGAGAGAGAGAGAGAGAGAGAGAG